Molecule: messenger RNA, 2661 nt
Organism: Leishmania mexicana MHOM/GT/2001/U1103
Lineage: Eukaryota; Euglenozoa; Kinetoplastea; Trypanosomatida; Trypanosomatidae
Exons: 1
Coding region: 1-2661 (886 amino acids)
Source: RefSeq, a predicted model, not a curated record
AUGGCAGGCGACUUGUGCCCCUCCCCCUCGGUGACAGCGACCGCCGUCACCACCACGGCAUCCUUUGUCUCCCCGCGCACCCCAAAGAGUACACCGCCGCCCACGGCAAGCCGCUGUCUUGUUCGACCGCUCUUACGCCAGCGGCACCAUAGCAGAUCCGACGGGCCGCAGCACCAGCAACAGCAGUCCAGCUACGCCCCAAACCCGUCCUUGGUGACUCUGUGCGAGAGUGAGCGAGAGGGGGUCGGCGGCGUAGAGAUACUCCUCGCGAAACAGCAGCGGCCCAUGCGCGCCAUUGUGUCCAGUCGAUACCCCGGCACCGCGGCAGGUCAGCAAGACCGGCGGCAACGGCAAGAGGGCUCGGCGGAGACAGCCGUAGAUGGCGGCGCCGCCGCCGAGAAGCUCGCGAGCGGCACGGCGAAGGAGAAUGACGGAGCGGGUCACAGCGGCAGCACCACCACCACUGGCGGCACCGCCGAGGGGGUUCGAUGUAUAGACAUGCAACCCCUCUCAGACCACCACACCGCGGCGACCCCCAGCGGCGCUACACAUGACCAAGAAGACAAGAGGCAGGUCACCACCUGCUCCAUAUCAAUCAACUCGGCGCACCCCUGCGGCGAAGCCUUGGUCGCACCGCCGCCCGCUUCCUACUCCUCUAACCCGUCUGCCAGCACGGCGCACAACGGCAGCGCGUCGAGCAGCUUCUACGGCGCACCAGCAAGCUCCCCUCGAGCAGCCGGCGCCGGUAGAGGGCACGCAGCUGUUGCAUCACUCUCCCCGCUUGCACUCCCCAGCGGCGCCCCCACAUGCAAUGGGAGCGGAAGCCACAGCGGCAGCAACACUGAAGCCAAGGUUGUCCCUCUGAUGCUGCGCACUUGGCUUUCCACCCACACCAUCGGCGAGGAGCUCGGCUCCCCGGCCACCUCGCGCUCCGCCUCGCGAAACCUCGUGAGCGGGCCGUCCCUCACGGUGCUGCAGGCCCCUCUCAGGACACUGCCUCCCAGCGGCGCCACAAGCAUGGGCAACGUCACCCCACUCAGCAGUAAGCGGGGCAGUACCCAUCCUUCGUUCCUGCGCCCGCCAAACGUAACCCGCGUGAGCGGCGAGCAAGGCAGCCCAACGGACGGCAUCGCACAUGCCGUCAACGGCCGAGUUUUAUGCUCUCCGCACGGCGUGCGGCCGCCAGAUCGUGGUGCCCGCCGCACCAUCUUUCAGCGCGGCACCUCAAACCUCUCGCUGCCUGAGGCCUCUUCAAGCCGCGGCGCGCCGCCGCCGAGUGAUCUCGGUGAGUGGUCCAGCGGUGCAGCCGUGAGAGAGGGCACCGCCUCGGCGCGGCCGCCGCCGCCGUCGAUGCCGAAAGAGAUGCACAGCUUCAUCCUCAGCCAGUAUCGCACCUUGCAGCGCGACGUCCUACCGCCCCCCGCUUCACCGCAGUCUGUGGACGCUGACGUGGCCUCGGUGGACUUCCAGCACAUGAAGAGGGCGACGUGUUCGAAGCACUCCAAGGCAGCCAAGAAGGCGCUCAAGGCACAGGAGGAGGUGCGGCUGCGUGUCCUUCAGCAGCAGCACCACGACGUGGAGGUGAUUCGAAAUGGCGGCCGCGAGCAUGUUGGGCAGAACAUGAAAAGCAGCGUGGUGCUGGCCGGCUCUCUGUCGAAGCUUCGAGCGCGCACCCGCUCUAGCCUCGGCAGAAGCGCCGCCACGGCGCUCGGUGCGAGCCCGGCGACGUCCUUCAUAAUAGGCUCACUAGACGAGUGCAGCGUCACCGCCCUCUACUCCGGAGACGGCCCCGGUCGCGCAACUCCGGGAACGAAUGGCACGGCGCAGUCGCCGACACCAGAGCGGGAGCGGGAAGCCUGGCACGCGUCCAAGGCCUUCAUGGCAUCGAAUGCCCCUGCUGACGCACAGCGGCACGGGCGGCAGUCCCGCAGCGUCAACAAGAAUCGCAUGAAAGGCGAGGAGAUUGUCAUGGCGAUCGUCCUCGACAGCGAAGACGAGGAGGAUGUCGAUGCAGGCACCACGUCGAACGCGGAAAUAUGGAGGCGAUCCCACGUCGACCAGUCGCACAGGAGCGCGCACGUGAGCUCCACGGACCUGGGCGAGUUGUCGAUUGACACGGCAGCAAAGCGCGCUGGCGAGCGGCUUGUCUCCCAGCCGCAGCGCCGCAGAGGUGCAGCAGCUUCUGUGAGGUGUGCGGAGCGCGACGCGCACAGUGGCAGCAGCAGCAGCAGCCACGUGCGCAGCGCAUCGUCCCCGUCCUCCGCGCUGCCGCGGGCAUGCUUGUCCACACACUCACUUGGUGGCUCUCACCACCACUCCAAUGCCACCACGACUCUGCUGGGGCACAGCUCUUCGGGAAGCGACGACGACGAAGACGCGGAGGAUGAGUGCUGCCACUGCUGCCCUUGCAAGCGCCCGAAGAACUUCUUUGCCCUCUGCCGCACGAGUAGUCAGAGCGCCGCCUCGCUCGUGUGGCAAGGUGAGAAGCGAGCCGUGGCGCCCAGUGACAGUCAAGAGGAGAAGCCGUCGAGCACGGCCAUGUCGCGCGCCAACCCCGACGGCAGCCAAUUUGUGGUGGAGGACUUGGAGGACAGCGACGAGGAUGAGCCGACGCUCUCCAUGCAGAGCUUCCGCCGCGCUAACGUUCAACGCAUACGAUGA